Molecule: messenger RNA, 258 nt
Organism: Arvicanthis niloticus (Nile rat)
Lineage: Eukaryota; Metazoa; Chordata; Mammalia; Rodentia; Muridae
Source: RefSeq, a predicted model, not a curated record
AUGGCAGCUGGGAGAUUUUCCACCUCCCUCAGAAAUGCCUGCACAGAGGAGCCAGUGCUUGUGGUGCCUGUCACCACUGGGAGCCUCACUAUAAUUAUGCCCUAACUUAGCUUCUACACCAAGUAGGCCGCCAUGAGUGAACCAGCCACACCCCACAAUUACUCUGUGCUUGUGAGAGAUAAUAGGAACAUGCCUGAUGUGCCCAGUCACCCCAGAGACCCUCAGGGCCCAAACCUGGAAUGGCUGAAGAGCCUAUGA